AAGACCGGAAGUUGCUUUGUAAUGCAGUUAACCGGAAGUAGCARUAUAAUCCCUUGAGGGAAGUGGAGUCCACGAUUGWACGCCUCGUUGCUAAACCACGGUUCUUUGUUUAUGUUGCCCUGAGGUAACCGUUACUUAUAAUUAGCACUGAAUAAUCCUACGAUUGCUGUUAAAACUUCUUUCCAAAGCUAUAACCCUUUAUGAGUACUUUCUAAAUCUUCGAUGGCUUGUUUGGUUGCUAGCCCUUUCGCAAGAGAUUURAGCACAAUGGCGGCGAAACCAAAGCCAUUGGUAUUGGAAAUACCUAAUGAAAAUGCGAAGAAGAAGAAGGCCAAGAGCUUACAAGAAGCUUUUGAAAAUUUUCGUAAAGGAAGACAGCGAGAAAUUAAAAUGGCCAAAGUAAUGGAGGAAAGAGCGUUGUCACAAAGGAAGGACACRGAAACRAUGGAAAUGUUGAGGKCUAAGUUCCUAGAWGGUGURAAGAAAUAUUUUGGAGUACCKUAUGCAAAGAGAUACCAUGAUGAAACUUCUCCAUACCACAAUGCGCCACUGUACCUAGACUGCUGUGGUCUUGUUAGGAGAGUGUUACUUGAUCUGRAGAAAGAUUUUGGAUUCACCAUUGGUGGAGGAAACCAAGCAUAUCAGUUUGAUACACUACCUAUGGAUAUCAAAGAAGAAGACAUGAAGCCUGGCGAUCUUGUGUUUAUAUCAGCCACAUACUACCAAAAACCUGGCAAAAAAUGGAAGAAGCAACGCCAUGAUAUGGUACAUGUUGAAGUGUGGGCUGGUGAUGGUGAAAAGACUAUUGGAGCAAGAUGGCAGAAAGGAGUUGUUCAAGUAUUUGAUUCAUACAAGUUCGUUUCCAAGAGCUACUACGACAUGAAAUUCCACUUCAAGUCAAUUGACACAUGGCUGAUGGGAGUUUGCAAAAGUUUUUGCCCUGAACAUYCCUGGCGCUCUUCAAAGUAUGAUCCUGGCAAGAAAUCCAUCUUUUCUGAGAAGGACGAUGAAGAAAAUUGUCAGGCUGCUGAGGAAGAAGAAGACGACGACCAGCAAGAGCAGCAAGACGAGAAACUAAAGGAAACUGUCUGCAAUAAUGACGGAAGUCUUACUAGAGGCAUUUUAUCUGGAGGGGAAAGCCUUGAAUUGGGUCAAAAAAUCAUUAAAAAUGAUAAAAACAGCAACGUUGAAGAGGCUAAYGCGGGGUUCGAGAAAGCGAAAAAUAUUGAUAACCUUACAAGUGACUUAAUCAACGCUGRAUCUAAUUUGUCAAACGUCCCAACUCUUGUGAAUGGUUCACAAAAUACCGAAGAAAAUGAAAUAAAAAUAGAUGAUAAUAGAGCUGCAGAAACUUUCAACCAAUUGCAAAAGCUGGAAGAUAUCAGCAAGAUUUCCAAAGAAACCGUUUCUUCAAUUGUUAAAACAGUCCAGCAACGAAAUAUAAUUCCCAAUAACGAGAAAAACAUUAAACUGAUAGAGCAAGGUGGAAAUUUGAACAUAACUGGAAAGAACCAGUGCUUUUGUCCUGAAUGUUUGCCUUCAUUUACUAACUGUAUACAUAGCRCUUUAGACAGCACUAGUGAUAGUGAAGAYGCAAACACUGUGCGCAAWGUUGAGGAAGAAAAUCUUACAAAAUCUAAAGAAGUCACSACUUCAUUGGAGUGUUUUGAAGUUAUUGCUUCUCCGGAGURCCGUCAASAAGUUGAGGAUGUUAUGAGUUCUUGUCCAGUUGAAAAGGCAGAGAAAAAUGGWUCCAGUGGUGGGAAUUCGCCUUCAAAUGACGAGAAACCAAGUUCCGGAGAUUCAAAUGGUUCCCCGUCGAAAAACAACAAUGGCAACAACAACAAGAAGAAAGACAGUCCACCCAAGCCAGUCAGAGACGGCGCUCGAUCACGCAUGCKCCAUGGAGGUCGGCAGCCCGCUUACUACGUCAGUCCUGGAAACGGUAGCUCAAUGGUCGAAGCCACGUUACAGACUCUUGGUUGGCGUAAGAUAGAAGACCGUUAUGACGAGUCCUUCAAGCUAAAAUGGGUGGAAUGUAAAAGUCAAAUUGAUUAUAAUAACUUCAGAGACGGCGAACAGCUUGUCAAUCAUAUUUCCAACAUUGGUCUGUUAACCACUAAGCUUGGUUUAUUGUGCAGUCUGGAGGAAUAUGAACGAGUGCUAGACAAGGUCGGAUCAAGGCAACGCAUUCAGUUGAGUGAAUUUGUACCUGAAACAAUCAAGUUAACAAAUAUGACCGAGAAACAAAAGUUUGUCAACGAGGUCUACAAAGAGGGAGAGGUGUGGAUCUGUAAGCCGAUAGGACAGAAUCAAGGAAAAGGCAUCUAUAUGAUAAACAGCUCGCAACAGUUACGGGAAAAAUUACGUCUUAACGUGGAACCCAACGYGGCAAGUAAUGGGAGACGUAACGCUCACGUAAGACCGCCGCAAGGACGUAUUAUACAAAGAUACAUCACAAAUCCUCUUCUUCUAAACGGGUUCAAGUUUGAUGUCAGGGCGUACAUGUUCAUUGCCAGUACAAACCCCUAUGUUGUGUUGUAUCAUCCGGGAUACAUACGUUUAUCUUGUGUCCCGUAUGCACCGUUCUCUGAGGAGGCUGCAAACUCGAUAUUGACAGCUCACUUGACCAAUCAGUACAUUCAAAAGAAACAUCCCCUGUAUUCAAGUAUGAAGGACGAGACUGUCUGGUCAUAUGAACGCAUCCAAUCUUAUAUCGACGAGCAUCACACCAAAGAAAAAGGGCUCCCGGAGAACUGGGUAUUCACAACAUUCACUAAACGAAUGCAGCAAAUCAUGUUGACGUGUUUUCACAGCGUUCGAAAGAAGUUGCAUCGGAGAAGUGGAUUCUUUGACUUGCUGGGCUUUGACUUCAUGGUUGAUGAGAACUUUAAGGUUUGGCURAUCGAGGUCAAUGUAAACCCAUCUCUCAGUACAAGUUGUCAGGUCCUAAAAGAAGUCAUUCCAGACAUGGUCGACAGUACUGUUAGUAAGUAAAACAUUGACUUUUGUUUCUUUGUUUGUU
Exaiptasia diaphana is the source of this 3025-nucleotide messenger RNA. Its product is annotated as probable beta-tubulin polyglutamylase. Bases 223 to 2997 code for a protein of 924 amino acids. The transcript has 15 exons. NCBI's taxonomy places the organism in Eukaryota, Metazoa, Cnidaria, Anthozoa, Actiniaria, Aiptasiidae. Gene Ontology annotation, biological process: protein modification process. The record is from RefSeq and is a predicted model, not a curated record.